Molecule: messenger RNA, 399 nt
Organism: Calidris pugnax (ruff)
Lineage: Eukaryota; Metazoa; Chordata; Aves; Charadriiformes; Scolopacidae
Gene: ATP5MG
Product: ATP synthase, H+ transporting, mitochondrial Fo complex subunit G
Exons: 4
Coding region: 1-327 (108 amino acids)
Biological process (GO): proton motive force-driven ATP synthesis
Molecular function (GO): proton transmembrane transporter activity
Source: RefSeq, a predicted model, not a curated record
AUGCGGGCAGGGAUGGGGGGCGGCCAUGCCAGCCCGUACUGCCGGUUGUGUAGCAGGCUCCUCAGCGCUGCCCUGGCCUACUCGAAGCCGCGCCUGGCCACCUUCUGGUACUACGCCAAGGUGGAGCUGGCCCCGCCGACCCCCGCCGAGAUCCCGCGGGCCGUGGACAGCAUGAAGGCCAUGGUGCGGGCCUUCCAGAGCGGCCGCCUGGCCCAGCUCACCGUCAAGGAGGCGCUGAGGAACGGGCUGGUGGCCACCGAGGUGCUGAUGUGGUUUUACAUCGGGGAGAUCAUCGGCAAGCGCGGCCUCAUCGGGUACAACGUCUGAAGACCCCCCCUGCUCCCCUCCCCGCGGUCCCCCUUUCUAACGGCGAGUGACAAUAAAGCCGGGAGCCGGUGC